This is a messenger RNA of Paramecium tetraurelia, 1548 nucleotides long. RefSeq lists its product as uncharacterized. Gene Ontology annotation, biological process: regulation of cytokinesis; protein phosphorylation; mitotic cell cycle. Lineage: Eukaryota; Ciliophora; Oligohymenophorea; Peniculida; Parameciidae. Gene Ontology annotation, molecular function: ATP binding; protein kinase activity. Gene Ontology annotation, cellular component: cytoplasm; spindle pole; nucleus. The transcript is spliced from 3 exons. The record is from RefSeq and is a predicted model, not a curated record.
AUGUCCUAAUAAGUAUAAUGGCCAGUAUAUUUGGAAAAUGAUGUAUGCGAUAAGUUUUGGAACCGAGGGGAAUGUGUUUUGGAUGGUGAAAUACUUAUAACUCAAUAAUUGAGUAAGACAGAUAGAAAAAAUUAAGUAAUCAAGGAGAGAACUUAUAUCUUGACUGGAGGAGGAAUGUUAUGCUAUUAGAAAAAUAAUAACAUCAGAUGGUUGUUGUUGAAUUAUCAGAUGAGUGCUAAGCUAAUUGAUUUGAAGAUCUAGAAUAAGGAUUAGGAUCUAGUUAAAGUGAUUAGAGUAAAGAGAAAUUAAUAAGUAUAUUCCUAUUUCUGGAAUGCAGAUUUGUAAAAGUUUAAAAAUGAUUCUUCAGUUAGUAAACUUUCACCUUCUUCAAACGAUUAACAGCAUUUUGCAUUUGCUAAAAUUUUGAAUUAGCUUUAUACUAUCUAGGAUUUGAUGGGUAAGGGUGGAUACUCAAAAGUGUACAAGUUGUGUCCUUUGAAUAAAUAAUCAUUUUAAAACUAAUAUUAUGCCGGAAAGGUCUAUAAUAAAAAUGAAUUGGCAUAAAAGAAAAAUCUAAGUUGUUUAGCCUAACUGGUCAAAGCUGAAUGUGAAAUUUUGAAGCAAGUCAACUCUCCCUUCAUAUUGACGUUGUACGAAAUAAUCUAAUUGGAUGAGUAAUUAAUUUUAAUUACAGAAUUAUUGCGCAGUGGAUCCUUGUAUAAAUUAUUAAAAGAGAAAGUCAGAAUUUAAGAGUGUGAGGCUAGUGCGAUUAUCCACAGAGUUGCCUUGGGACUUUAGGCCAUUCAUAGUUUAGGAUAUGUGCACAGAGACAUUAAAUUGGAAAAUAUUCUCAUAGACAAGGAUCAAAUCAAGAUUAUUGAUUUUGGAUUUGCAGAAUAAAUUAAUAGAGAAUUCUUGACAUCUGGAUAAGGUACUAUUGGUUAUAUGGCUCCAGAAAUUUUCACUCAUACACCAUAUACUGAAGUGGGAGAUGUUUUUAGUUUGGGUGUUGUUUAUUAUUUAUUAUUGACAGGUAAACCUCCAUUUAAGGGACUUAAUUAAGAAAACGUUAUCAGAGCAAAUAAAAAAUGCGAAAUAGAUUUUAGUGAAUAUUGUUUUGUUAAUGUAAGUCAAAAAACCAUACAGUUGGUUAAGGGUAUGUUGUAGAAGAAUCCAAAAUAAAGAAGUUCCUUAAAUGAAGUCUUAUAGAAUUUGAAAAGUCAAAAUCUACUUUCAGAUAUGGUCUAUAGAUCAAUAUCAGUUGAAGGAUCUCAACUAACUAAGCAAGGAGGGAUGCGAUCACUCUAUUUAUAGAGCCAAUGCUCUCAAGAGUCUCCAAGGAUGCAGCAUAAGCAAUCCAAUUUGUUGAAUAUCACAUAAACGUUGGAGAAAUUUGCUGUGAAGGCUAGUUCAUUUCGUCCUUCGCUCUAGAAUAUUGAAAAUUAUUCUUUUGACAGUGAUGACUUGGAAGACAAUAGUUUGCCUCAUUUUGUUUUGGAAUUUCUUCAAAUUUCUAACUUAAUUUUGAAUUAAUCUAAAUUACCUUGA